Messenger RNA from Stylonychia lemnae, 3789 nucleotides. The record is from the annotation of a GenBank genome assembly. Lineage: Eukaryota; Ciliophora; Spirotrichea; Sporadotrichida; Oxytrichidae.
AUGGAUUACUCUAAAGAGAAUUCUAGAAUAAAAGCAUUACCAUUCAAAUUUGAAAAAGCUGGGAGGAAAACUUAGGUUAAACAACUCAUUCUAAUUGUCCAUAGAAAUCUAAUAAUAGUCGUAUAUUAUUAUGACAAUGCCUACACAACUAGAACUAUUGAUUUCUUAGAUUUCAACUCCUUACAAGUUAUAAAAACUAUUGAUAUGGUAAAAGUUUCAAGAGACACUUAAUUAUUUUACAGGCCUUUCAAUGAGGUAGAUUACAUAUUUUAUCAAAAUGGGUAAACCAUGUAAUUUGCGAAACUUGAUGAUUACAUCGAUUCACAGACAGACAUACAUUUAAUGGAAUUCAAGUAUGAUAAUAGUGUCAAUUUCCAUAAUGUUGACAUCAUCGAUGAAUUCACGAUUAUGAUUUCGUCUGAAUACUACACAUAAUUAUUUAAACUUGAUAAGCCAUUAGAAGAAUUUAAUAAAGAUAAUAAGGCUGAGUUUAAUAUUAAAUUUUUAGGUCAAUAAGAAUAUGGUAAUUUGAAGAAAAACUAAAUUAAUUAAUUGCUUGUAAAAAAUGAAAAUGAAAGUUUUUAUUAACUAAGAAGGAAUGAGGAUUAUAAUGUUUAGUGUUACUUUCUUAAAAAUCAAAUAAUUUUCCACAAAAAUGAAUCAUAAAAAACUCUCUUUGUUGACAAGAAUACAAUGAUAAUCUCAUAUUAAAUCGAUAAAAAAUACUAUGGAUUUAAGCAUUUAGAAUUGUACGAAUACGUUUUGGACUCAGAUUUCAAUAUUUAUGAAAAUAACAAUAAAGAUGGAAUCACUCUAAAAAAAAUUCAAUAACUCCAUGAUUCUAGAAUUGACAAUAUUCAUAAAAUAGUAACAACACCAACUAGAUUUAUAGUGCUCUCAGAAAAUUAAACUUCAAAUUACACUCUUCAUGUCUUUGAUUCUUUGACCUUCUAACUCAUAAAUUACCUUUCAAAGUUUGCCAGUUCAACCCUGGAUUUUUAUGAUAUAGAAACGAUUAAUUAAAGGUUUUAUUUUAAAAAUGCUUAAUUUUAAGAUUAGAUUGUGUUUUUUGAUUUCAGCACAAACAUCCGACAAAAUUAUGAUCUUUUACCAGUUUUAGAUCAAGGAUACUAUGAAAAUAUCUUUUAAUUUUGCAUAAUGAAGAAUCAAUAUCAUGAGAAACAAUACAUCUUUGAUCUAAUAUAAAAAAACAAAAUCAUUUAUUUUGAUAAAUUAAACUAAAGUUUUAAGGAAAUUGAUUUGAUUGAAAAUGUGAUAUUUUAAUAGUAGCAAAAGAUUCCUAUAGAUGCAAUUAUAAAUGAAGAACUAAGAUAUUUAGUAGUAAAAUCUCUAAGUUAAGUGACUGUAUUCAAUCUUGAAGAAAAAUCAGUAAUUAAAGAAAUUUCAGGUGAUUUUGCUAACAAUUCUUCCUAAGGCACAAAUAUAUCAUUCAUCAAGAACAGAAUUAUUGUAAAAACAAUUCAACUUUAAUUAAUGUAUCCAUUACAAAAUAUAGAAACUGUUUCAUCUUAAUAAAAAGAAUUCAAUGAAGACUCAUUUUAUCUGUUUAAAAGAAUUGAUCAAGGUCAAAAUCCUGAUAUUUAUAAUAUGAGAGUAUGCUCAUUCGAAAAUAUGUUCAAUCAGGAUUUACUAGUUUAACCUGUCUACCCAUCAUUUUAUUUUGACUAUGCUAACAAAAUAACCAUAAAUUCAAGUUAGAUUUAGAUUUUUAUAAAAGGAGAAAAACAAAUGGUUGGAUUUUUCUAAACAGAUAUAAAUGAUUAACUAAUAAAAUAUUAUAGAGAGAUGGCUAAUCAUACUAAUGAAGAAAUUAUCAAAGAUAUAACAUCUAAUGUUGAUAAGUACAUCAAAUUUGUUGCUGGUUAUGGGACAGGAUUCGGAGUAUUCUAGAAUAAUUUGGCUGCUCUGGAAAUGAUAGUCAAAUAGCUAUCAUUCAAAGAGAAGUAAUCAAUACCAAUAUUGAUUUGUUAAAAAAUGCUAGGAGGGGAGAGUGCUCUUGAUUUUUCUAUUAAAAAUCAGCAACAAAAGAUAAUCAAUAUCAUUCUUUCAAUGAUUAUUAAAUACCAAGAUCAUAUCAUGUUUAACAAGCUGGUUGAUAAAAAUCUAUGUGAACUCAUCAAACAAUAAAUAGACUUACAAGAAUAUUUCUAAAGUAAUUUAUCAAGCUAUGAAAUACUUUAAAAAUCUUUUCCAAGUCAACAUCAUGAUGAGCAAGAAUUGAUAGAAGGGAUUAACCUAGAAAAUCCCAAAGAUGUCCAUGAUAAGUACGAUGAAUUAUUCGGGGGCAAAUUGGAGGACCUUAAUGAAGGAAAUGAAACUUUAGUAUCUAUUGAAUAUCAUCUGAUCAACUUGCCUUAGACAUUGAGAAAUAAUCCAUAGUAACUAAUGCAAGUAUUAAGUGAAACAGAAAGACCUGAAUAUUUUGAAAACCAGGUUAUCCAAGCGAUUAUCAAAUUCAAAUGGAACAAAUAUACAAAAUCAUUUUAUCAAAACAGAUUCUACAUUUACUUGAUUUUUAUGGCCUCAUUUAUCUUCGAUAUAUUCUAUUCAGUUUAUGCUACAUAAAAUGAUCAGGAAAAAUCUGAGUAAAAAAGUAGUGCAGACUUAGAUACUGAAAUUCUUCAACCGAAUAUUUGGAUUAAGAUUUCAUCUAAGAUUAUAUGCAGUUUAGUGCUACUAUUCUUCUUAAUUUAUGAAUUAAAGCAAAUCAGCGUUCAAAAAGGAAGCUAUUUUAGUGAUGGCUGGAAUUACUUUGACUUUUCCCAUAUCAUAGCUUAUACAACAUUUUGCAUUUUAGAUUUUACAAAUGAAGACAAAAUAAACCUAAUCUUGAUAAAAAUACUGGUAAUUGUUCUAACUUUCAUGAAGCUGUUUUUUUUCUUGAGAAUUUAUGAUGGAUUCAGCUUCUUGGUUUCAAUGAUGGCUGGUGUUUUUAAGGAUCUCAAGUACUUUUUAAUUUUCUUCAUAAUCUUCAUCUUGCAGUUUGGCAUGAUAUUCUUAGUCCUUUUUAAGGCUUAAUAAAUAGAUGAAUACAAUGGAGUAAAUAAAUUGGCUUACUUUUUAAUGGCCUUCAGAAUAUCAUCUGGAGACUUCCAGUUAGAUGAUUUCCAUACUUAAGAAGAUUUGUUGGUGGUCUUUACCUGGAUUAUUUGGCUGAUAGCAGUCAUGACUUUGAAUAUCGUUUUCAUGAAUUUCAUCAUUGCUGUGAUUUCGGAGUCCUAUGAGAGAGUGAUGCAAAAAUUGGUGGCAGAGUCAUACAGAGUUAAAGCUCAUAUGAUUGUUGAGCGAGAACAACUAUUCAGCAAUUAAGACUUGUAAAGCUAGAAAUAUUUCCCAAAUUUCAUUGUUGCCAGAAGACCAUUAAACACUGAAUCAAACGAAUCUGGGGAAUGGCAAGGAUUCAUCAAAGAUAUCAAGUACACUAUAAGGACAACAGCUGCUAAGUCUAAAGCUGAAAUACUCCAAAAUCUUAAUUCACUACAAACAUAGAAUAAAGAAAAUGGCCAGAAACUUGAGAAAAUUGAUGAAGCAUUCGAAUAAAACUCUAAAAUUCUUAAGAUUAAUGAAAAUUUAGAGGAGUAGAUUUCAAAGGUGAUUAAAUUGUAACUUGAUCAGUCUUAGGAGAAUAGCAAAAAUGAAUUCACUCAAUUAAAGGCUGAUAUAGAUAAUAAAGUGUCUGAACUUGAUACUAAAGUCCUAAAAAUCUAGGAUGAUAUGGAGUUUAUCAAAAGCUCUUUAACUCAACUUCUUCAAAAGUAAAAUUCGUGA